AUGUCCAUGUUUAGACCAGCCGCGGAUAUAUCUUCCGACUCCGCAUCAAGCUCUGAUGAGAGCGAUCAUGAAGUGGCCACGGCCACAACUGGACCACGCCCGGACGAACCGUCAGAAGAUACAAUUGAGGGCAGUGACAUGAAAGACCUGCUUGACGCAGAUACUGAGAGUCACUCCAACCUUAUGACUUCCGCCUUACUUGAAUUCUACUGCUUUACUAAAGCCGCCGAUCUCUUGAACCGACAGCAUGGAUCGCGCAACAGGUACACUCGGGAAUCGCCCGAGGCGCAAUACCUUGGAAAGAAGAUGUUUCUUUACAAGUCUAAAUUCCUUUCGAGCCACGGAGUUCUAGCCGAGGGAGUUGACACAGACCAGUUCGGGCCAACGCGGCAAUACUAUCGUGACAACCUUGACGCCCUAGCUCUAUCUGCAUUGGAAGGACUUGAUUUACAGGAGAAAAAACAGGCCAUAGUUGAAGGAGGUGGUGACCUCGUGCUAGCCUCGAAGACCAGAGGUGCGCAUGUGCACGCGGCGGCCACCCUACGACUGGAGGGACCAAUUAGCCCGUUGGAUCUUCGACCACGGCCUGGAGCGGACAAUAUAUCCCCGUUGGAGGAAUUCCGACUUGACCUGCGACGAAUACCGCGCCCUUUGCCACUUCUGGGAAGUUCUCCCACCAGCUUUCCGCUAUUUGACCUCAACACCAGAUAUUCUCACAGUGCAAACUCUCGAUACGAGGUAGAGUUCUCUGAAGUUCGUGUCGUUGGACGAGGAUCAUUCGGAGAGGUAUAUCAUGUCCGGAAUCACAUUGACGGACAAGACUAUGCAGUUAAGAAGAUUCCUCUUAGCCAGAAGCGGCUCCAGCAGCUACAGUGUGGAAACGAGAAUCAGCUCGAAAAUAUCAUGAAGGAAAUUCGCACGCUUGCUCGGUUGGAACACGCGAAUGUCGUACGGUACUAUUCAGCUUGGAUUGAGCAAGCUCACCACCCUCACACUCAGAUUCCCCCCAAGAACCCAGAAAAGCUGGCAUAUGAGGAGGAAACUCAGAAUAGCGAAUCCUACCAACCUUCGAGUGAUGGAAGUUUCGGAAUUGUUUUUGAAGACUCACGUGACGGACAGCAACCAUCUACCGAGCAGGAGUCAGUUGAUUCUCGCGCCAGCACCACUGCAUCUCAUACAUCUCAAAAGCCGCUGUCAUGCAGUCUGGAAGACGACGUUGAAUCGAUCCCCCGUAAAUUCAGCGAGCCUACAUAUAGCCAACUAUCGACAUUUGGCGCGUCGGACGGAGAUAUUUUCACUGAUGGCUUCAGCCAUGACCAAUACAAAUUACAAAUCCAGCGAAGAAAUCAAACCAGAGACGCACUUCCUGCUGUCGUUCUACAUAUCCAAAUGUCACUCCAUCCAAUCCCGCUCAGUUCGUAUCUGAGCCAACGCCAUGUCGACGACUCCAACACACCACUGCGCAUACACUGUUACCACCUGGUCCCGUCACUAAAUCUAUUUCUUCGAAUAAUCGCCGGAGUUGAAUACCUUCAUUCUAAAGGAAUCAUACACCGUGAUCUCAAACCGGCCAACAUAUUCCUCUCAUGCGCCGAAGAAAGAGACUUCAAGGGUUGCUUACCUUGUAUAUCGAAAAUGGGCGUUUGCUCAAGCUUCUCUCACCCGCGCAUCGGCGAUUUUGGACUCGUUGCUGACAUAUCCCAUUUGAAUGACCGCUCGCCGGAAACUGAAGGUCCUGGGAAUAGCAAUCCGAAACUUAACCGUGUCGUCGGAACGGAAUUCUACUGCCCGCCUUUCUUCCAACCCGGUUCUACCCUGCUAAACGAGGAUUAUUUUGACUAUGUUGUUGAUGAAUCACUUGAUGUAUACGCCCUCGGCGUUAUCCUAUUCGAACUUGUGUACGGCAUUACCACUAAGAUGGAGCGACAAAUGGUUCUAACGGGAUUGACGAAGGGGGUACAAAGGCCGACGCCUAGCGGAACAAUUCGCGAACGGCCAGUUUUCCCUUCGGACUUCGAUAAGAAGGUUGACCAGGGCGAGAUGGUUCUACUAAACAGGGACGGGGAGACUGUUGCGGGAUCACUCAGGAUGUGUAUCACGGGGAUGUUGGAGCUGCAGCCUACGAGGCGAUGGAGGCUCUCGGACGUACAUCGACACGUGCAUGAGCUGCUGACUGCGCUCACAGCUACUGCCAUUGCCUGA
Molecule: messenger RNA, 2202 nt
Organism: Aspergillus mulundensis
Lineage: Eukaryota; Fungi; Ascomycota; Eurotiomycetes; Eurotiales; Aspergillaceae
Product: putative protein kinase
Exons: 1
Coding region: 1-2202 (733 amino acids)
Biological process (GO): protein phosphorylation
Molecular function (GO): protein kinase activity; ATP binding
Source: RefSeq, a predicted model, not a curated record